This is a messenger RNA of Cotesia congregata, 4350 nucleotides long. The record is from the annotation of a GenBank genome assembly. NCBI's taxonomy places the organism in Eukaryota, Metazoa, Arthropoda, Insecta, Hymenoptera, Braconidae.
AUGUUGGUGGUAAUAUGCACGAGUGACGUUACAACUGUGUCAGUAUGUCAGUGUCGAACCCGACCUGAGUCUAUGCUUGUCGAUCUCAUGAUCACUCGAUCGUACAGCGUGGACCGGGACCGGCUUCGAGAGCGUGAGCGGCAGGCACGCGCGGCGAUGUCGGUCCAGGCGGAACAGGCAGCGGCAGUUGGAGGUCCAGAGACCCGGCACCCUCACAAUCAGGGCCAUCAUUCCGUGAGUCCAGACGCGCAAGACCGAACAACACAGCAGAUUCAAUCCAAGCUCGGCAACUACUCCCUGGUGAAGCAUCUGCUGGACGAGCCAAAGAGACUGAUAGGAAUUGAAGGGGUACCAGCUAGUCCAGCGCCGGCGUUGAGCGCAUCCACACGGCUGUCUUCGAGUAACAAUUGCAGGAGUUCGCCGUCUUCCCAAGAAUUUAAAAAACCCGGUGGUAAUGGUCCACGAACAUCCUCAUCAGCAUCAUCAUCAUCAUCAUCAUCAUCAUCAUCAUCAUCGUCGUCGUCGUCGUCUGGGACAACAACAACAACAACAACGGCAGCAUCCUCUAACUCGGCAAAUUUGAGCCAUACCUCCCAACGCGGUGGUUUUAUAAAACCCGCGGAUGGGAAACCACCUUACGGCGGUCGGGGUGGCUACCCAGGACAACCGGUUAAACACGGUGGUAGUAGCAACGAUCACAGGAGCCACGGUAUCCUUCCCGCAAAGGGUCCACCUUCGUCAAUCGCAAAUGCCAAUUCGAGCGGAAACAGCGGUGGUCUAACCUCUUCCGGAAGUAAUUGUCCUCCUGCCCCCGGUAAUUCCGGUAAUUUGGGCAGAAUUCACACAGCUGCUUCCAGACUCCCAAGGUUACCUCUUGACAACGGAGUAAGACAUGGAUCCGAUCCAGCGGAUUUGGAAAACAUCCUCAAGGAAAUGACGAUGCCGCCCAUACCACUUUCAGCAAUUGCACAGACACCAAGAAAAGAACCGGAAUCCAAGUUCGAAUUCAACCCUGUACUGGCCAAGUUACAGUUAACGGAGAAACCAUCUGAACCUGUCAAGCCACCACAACGGGAAAGACAUGGGACCACACGGCUGUCUGCUGAUCUUGAGUGUGAUUUAAGGCUCUCGGAAGACAGCGAGGAUGAAGGCCUCAAGACGUCAGUUUCAAGAGCAUCAAGAGCUACUGCAAGUCCAACUAUAAGCCUUGAACACUCAGCACCGCUGAUACCAACAAUGACACCGCUUCCAGCACCUUUGGCGCCGAUGUCGCCUAUGGCGUUAUCGCCCCUGGCAACUUUGUCACCUCCGAGACCAAUGAGUCCACUGAGAACGCCGCCUAAGCACACGCCAUCCGAGCGAUUAUUAUCGCCGCCAUCUGGCUCCUCGAGAAAAGGCUCCCCGUUGCUGCCGUUGAGGCCUCCUAGUCCUCCGGGUCAGGCUCCUCUCAGUUCUGGCAGCGCCAGCUCCAGCUCGGACUCCGGAUCUGACACUGGUACUGAUGACAGCAGUGAUUCUGAGGACGAAAAUGCUCCUCCGCCAUCAAAAGGCCCUUCUACGCCGCCUUCAAUGUCUCCAAAAGCCCCCGUAGAAGAGCCACCGCCUGCUGAAGAGUCCAAACCUCGGUGGAAUCUCAGCAGUUUCUUUACCAAGUCUGCUGUGCAGACUGGUGAUAAUAAUUCUGAAAAUAAAACUGCUCAGAAUGACGCAGCUCGUCGAGAUAGUUCACCUGAGGAAGCAUCUCUGGAUAUGCGAAUAAGACGCUCAGAUGGAAGUCACCAUAAUAGCGACUGGCAGCUUGACGAGGCAUCAAAAAGAACCAGAAACUCGACAAUGCUGACAGUUUUGAGUGACGGUGAUCAAAAUUCCGAGCCUGAGAAGAAGAAAAAAGAAGAAUUGAGAUCUCAAGUUCAAGAUAAUAAACCAAAAGCUCCCGACGUGAGAAAACCUCGCGGACGACCUCGUAAAACGGCUAAAGAAACGGUUAAAAGCCCGAGAGGCCACAGAAUGUCGUCCGAGGAAUCAAAACCCAGCUCUAAGCGCAGUAAACCUCGCAGUGCAGGCAGUCCCAAGAAGAAAACUUCCGCGUUACCGAUACCGGUACCUCGGCUUCCGAUGGACAACAGCGACGAGUUGAGCGACUCGAGAUCACGGGACAGGUCCAGUGACUCGGAGUGCGAGCAGCGAAUCCCCCCGGCCGCUUCUUCGAUAAUCCCAGUGGACAAACGUAGACCGCGGCUGAGCAUCUCCUCAAGUGAAGAUGAGAAAACUACAAGUAAACUCAGUGCUUCGGAAGAUGAUGCGAGAUGGAGAAGACUCUCGUCUAAACGCAAUAAGCUUUCCGAUGAUUCUUCAUCCAAGAAGCAGGACAAAAAGAAGAGUCCCAGCAAAGUAAAACCCCAACGGCCUAGGUCGAGGAUAACAAACAGCAACUCGGGUUGUAAUUCUGACUCCGACAGUGAGUUAGAGACAACACUGAGAAAUAAUCGGGUCCAGCCGGUUGCGAGAGUACCCCCGAGACCCAGAGCGCCGCUUACAAGAGUCACCUCGCCUGAUAAUUCCGACAGUGACAACAGUCCAACGCCGAAAUUGCAAGAGGAGGACGCUGGUAAUGUCCAGGACAAGAAAAAAAGUGAUACACUUAGGAAAUUGUUUUCAAGUGCCAAGGGCGGUGCAAAGGGUGGCGGCAAAGGUGGCAAGGGUGGUAAGGGUGGUGGUAAAUGUGGAAUUUACGUGGAAGAGUACACUGCGAGUACGCCGACCGGUGGUGAAAGCCCGUACAAAAGACCGUCGUCGCAAUCCUCCACCUUGCCAAGCUUCCCACCUUUGAGUUAUGGAGUCAACGGGGUCCCUUCGCUUUUUUGUAAGGUCGAUCUCAGUCGGCUUUCUCACGUUCCAAGGCCAUCGCGAGGCCAGGAGUUGAGACAGAGGACUGAAUUGUCAGACACUAGGCCGGCUUCAAGACAAUCCGUCAAAUCCGAGCGACCUCCUACACCAGAAGAGGGUGAAAUCAUUGAUACUCCCACUCCACCUCCUUCCAUUGAUUUUAGGACACACGAUAAUCACCAUCACGUAACGACUGAUCAACCUCCUGGCUUAUCCAAAAGUAAACGUACUGAGAGUAAGAGUGAGUUAGUUAGUUUAACUGGGGCGGACUCUAAAAGUAAUCGUGCGAUACCUAGUGGCAGUGGAGUUAACAGUGGUCCUACGAACUCUGGUACCGGUGCUAGUGCUAGUGCUAAUGUUAUUGAUAAUAAUACUGGGGAUCGAGUGCCCAAACGUAAACGUAAUGCUAGUUGCAGUUCUGUAUCUAGUUUAAAUAUGUGUUCAAUGGAUAGUAAUAGUAAGGUCAAAUCAUCUACCAGUGAACACAAAGAAAAGAAAAAGAGAAAACGACAUCACGCUGACAAAGAAUCCAAUUCAUCGAGAUCAUCUUCCCGACAACAAAAUGAUAUUCAACCUACAAAUCACGAACGGGAAGAAAAACCAGACAUUAAUCUGUUGCCCCCACCGGCAGCAGCUCCACCUCAACGUGUCUACUAUUCUUACUUCAAUCCUCAAAAUGACGUUUUAGAGGACCAGGAUAGGGACCAGAAUCAGUACCUGACAGAAGCUAAAAGAUUAAAACACAGCGCAGAUGAGGAAUGUGAGUUGACGGCGCAAUGCAUGCUGUACUUGGAGGCAGUAUUGUAUUUCCUUCUCACAGGGCAGGCCAUGGAGUCCGAUCCACUCACCGAAAGAUCCGCUUUUACUAUGUACAGAGACACUCUUAGUCUUAUAAAGUAUAUCUCGUCUAAGUUCAAGAGCCAACAGAACAAUUCACCUGAGAGUAGUAUCCGUAACAAGUUGGCUAUCUUGAGUUUAUGGUGCCAGUCUCUUAUUUAUUUAAAACUCUACAAAAUGAGGCAACACGAAGUUAAAGAAAAUGCUAAAAUUCUCGCUGAAUAUACUCAAAAACCUACGCAGCCGACGUUGGUGCACGCUGAGGGUCAAGGAACUCCUUCGCUGUCUCCAACACCAUCCCCGGCAGGCUCCGUUGGAUCUGUAGGUAGCCAAAGUUCUGGAUAUAAUAGCGGAGAACUUAACAGAAAUAUUGUCUCGCAGCAACAACCAUCAUUUGUCAGCAUUCCUCUUCCAAUUCACUCCAUUUUGAUAAAACAGAAUUCACAUUUCAUGUUGUUAACGAAUUGUCACGAUUUAUGGGAUCAAGCAGCCCAGUUAGUUUCGGACAUGCAUCGAGAUUUCUUUAUCGAGCUGGACGAAAAACUUGGCCCGCUGACAUUGAGAAGUUCAUUGCGGGACUUGGUGCGUUAUGUACAAGCUGGAAUUAAGAAGUUGCGAGCUCUCUGA